Molecule: messenger RNA, 6401 nt
Organism: Nothobranchius furzeri (turquoise killifish)
Lineage: Eukaryota; Metazoa; Chordata; Actinopteri; Cyprinodontiformes; Nothobranchiidae
Gene: slc1a2b
Product: solute carrier family 1 member 2b
Biological process (GO): L-aspartate transmembrane transport; L-glutamate import across plasma membrane
Cellular component (GO): plasma membrane
Molecular function (GO): neutral L-amino acid transmembrane transporter activity; L-glutamate transmembrane transporter activity; glutamate:sodium symporter activity
Source: RefSeq, a predicted model, not a curated record
CUUAGGUUGCUCGUGACUGGUCCUGUCGUCCGGACCGCGUUGACGCGCUCUUCCGUGGAUGCCUUUGGAGUUGGCGGACAGCUGAGAGGGGUUUAGCAGGACUCUGGUGUUUCCAGCACCUCGGACCUUUGCUGCUGCCACCUAGCAAGAGUUCUGGAUGGAGCUUUUGUGAUCCAGCUGACACUUUGUUCUGCGAAUUCCCUUUCACUUACCAAAGUCUGGAGGUUUGGUCACCAAUCUGAUCUCCUCCAGGAAUGAAUGCCAACAGCAUGCCUAAACAAGUGGAGGUGAGGAUGCACGAGAGCCACCUGGAGCCCAUCGAAGCCAGGCCCCAGUCAAAAUGUGCCAAAAUCUGCUCCAAAAUGUUCAAGAACCUGUUGCUCACACUCACCGUCCUCGGUGUGAUCUUGGGAGCUGUGGCAGGGAUGUUGCUUCGUGUUGCUUCUCCAAUCCAUCCAGAUAUUGUAAUGGUGAUCGCCUUUCCUGGAGACAUCCUGAUGAGGAUGCUGAAAAUGUUGAUCCUGCCACUCAUCAUCUCCAGUUUAAUCACAGGUCUGGCCGGUCUGGAUGCCAAAUCUAGCGGUCGCCUGGGAACCAGAGCUAUGGUCUACUACAUGACAACUACUGUUAUUGCUGCUGUUCUGGGAGUCAUCCUGGUGUUAGUCAUUCACCCGGGCAACCCCAAACUGAAGGAGAAUCUGGGCGAAGGCCAGGAAAAUGAGGAUGUGUCUAGCUUGGAUGCCUUCUUCGAUCUGAUCAGAAAUCUGUUCCCAGAAAAUCUGGUGCAAGCUUGUUUCCAACAGAUCCAAACAGUCACAAAGAAAGUGGAAGUUGCUGUCCAGGAGGAAAUCAAUGCCACCAGCGUGGAGGGCCUAGUGGCCAACAUGACCAAGGAGCCUCAGAUCAUUAUCAAAAAGUCCCUUCAGUUCAAGAGCGGCAUGAAUGUUUUGGGUCUGAUUGGUUUCUUUAUUGCAUUUGGCAUCUGCAUGGGAAAGAUGGGCGACAAGGCCAGACUCAUGAUUGAUUUCUUCAAUAUCCUCAAUGAGAUUGUGAUGAAAAUUGUCAUCAUGGUCAUGUGGUACUCUCCCUUUGGCAUUGCCUGUCUGAUUUGUGGUAAGAUCAUCUCCAUCCAGGACUUGGAGGUUGUAGCAAGGCAGCUUGGCAUGUACAUGGUGACUGUGAUCAUUGGGCUAAUCAUCCAUGGAGCGAUCUUCCUGCCCAGCAUCUACUUUGCUAUCACCAGAAAAAAUCCCUUCACUUUCUUUUUGGGCAUCUUCCAGGCCUGGAUCACUGCUCUGGGAACAGCUUCCAGUGCUGGUACGCUGCCUGUCACCUUCCGUUGUCUGGAAGAGAAUUUGGGAAUCGACAAGAGAGUCACUCGUUUUGUGCUCCCUGUCGGCGCCACCAUAAACAUGGACGGAACUGCUUUAUAUGAGGCUGUGGCUGCCAUUUUUAUUGCUCAGAUGAACGGCGUCAUCCUUGACCCCGGUCAGAUUAUCACAGUCAGCCUGACAGCUACCUUGGCCAGUGUCGGUGCAGCCAGUAUUCCCAGCGCCGGGCUGGUGACAAUGCUGUUGAUUCUGACUGCUGUCGGCCUGCCAACCCAAGAUAUCAGUCUGCUGGUUGCUGUUGACUGGCUGCUGGAUCGAUUCAGGACCUCGGUGAAUGUGGUGGGCGACUCCUACGGAGCUGGAAUCGUGUACCACCUUUCGAAAGCUGAGCUGGAUGAGCUGGACGCGCACAUGGCUAAAUCUGAUGACAUUGAAAUGAUGACAAAGAACCAGUCCUACUACGAUGACAUGAAGAACCACCAUGAAAACAAUUCCAACCAGUGCGUUUUAACUGCAGCUGCUUCCACAACUGCUACUGCCACAGCUAACAAUUCUAUCUUAGUAGAUGAAUGCAAGGUAACCUCAGCCACGAACGGCUCUGCUGCGGAGUGCACGCUUGUCGAGGAGGAACCGUUGAAACACGAAUAAUGGCAGCACAGAGAUCCCCUGCUCCUGGGCUCCACAAGCUUUCUUAUCUGGUGAAAACAAAUGAAUGAAUGAAAUGUCACACGAACAGAACUACUAAUUGUUUUUUUUAAAUAGUUUUAUUAUUUUUAUUAGUCCCUUUAAGGUUUUUGUAUACGUCUAUCUGACUGAUGUGUUUUACUAAUUCACUUAACUGUGAACUGAUCCCAGAACUAUACCUCACCUGUUAGAGCUCAGUCGUAUCCUGGGUAGCAGAAACUUGCACAACGUACUUAAAGGUUUAGAGGAGGGAAGAAAAUGUCAGAUAAAUCAUUCUUAGCAAUACAUUGUGGUGAGGCAGAGCAGCUGUAGAACGCAGAUGCACUGAAACCAUUGUCCAGUUUUCAUCACGAUGACUCAUUUACAUCCAAGGACGAGUGGGAAUCAGAUCAUGAACAAUGAUACUGAAAAAUCCUGUUUACAUCCACAAUAGUAAAAGUACAACACAUGCACAAAAGCACUGCCAUUUUCCACCUAAAUAUUCUAUUUUCUGACUUUUUUCAUAAUUUUUAUAACAAACUUUAAAUGAACAUUCAAAUAUGACUCCCCAUCCAUGCAAACUAGCAAGUUGAUCAAUGAUAGUAUUCAGAAAAGGACAAAACACUGACAAUAUUUUUAUAAGUAUUAUCUAAAUGGAGUUUUAAAGCACAAACCAUUGGAUUGAAUUAAUAUAUGCCCUUUCUGUCUUUGUUGUCUUGUGCGAAAGAAUAUAUUCCUUGUUUCAUUCAUUGAGGAACAUUUUGAAAUGAUUUAUUUGCAUCACAUGGAGAAAAUGACACUCAAAAGCACGAUCGAGUUAAAUAAAGGGACCAAACAGAAACCAAUCAGCACACAGGUCUUUGCGCUGCCUCUCUUAUGCCACUCAUGGAAAAUCCUAGCAUUUUCCACUGUGAUGCAAAUGCAAAAAGAAGAAAAUCAAUCUUUCAUUAUUAUGCAAUGACAACCACCUCCCUAAUUCAUGAACUUUUUUGAGCACUUUCCCCUUUUACCCCCAAAGUUACUUUACGAUACCAAUGAAAUUAAAAUGAAAGACAUUUUAUUUAAAAUAAAUAAGAAUAUAAGACCCCAAUUUGAAUGUAACAGAUUAUUUAGAGCCUAAGUAAAGUUUAAGUGCACAAACAAAGCUAAAAACCCAAUGAGGUGAAUUUCCAUUCAAUCAUGUUCAACAUUCUUUCAUGUGAAAGUCACAAUAGACUCUCACUUGUGUGCAACAACUAAAAGGCCUCAUAUUAGCACACUUUCUUCCAGCUUUGUCUGUAAAAGUAAGUUUACAGCAAUUGUCUAUGCUGAAAGAAAUUUAUUGAUUAAGAAAAUAUGGAGCGAAGAUUCCCUGCACAAAAAGUGGUUUCACACACUCCAGUGGUUAAAGCACAGCGAGCACUUAUAAAGCACAAGCAGAACAGAGAGUGAUGCAACAUUUAGCUGUUAGAUGAUUGGUUUGCUCUCACAGAAAACCGUCAUAUAAAACUUUUUGAGGACGCAUCUUGCUCUGCAAACCCAAAAAUAAAAUACAUAACAGAAUAUUCCUGCCGCCAGAGCUCAUGACUGUUCAAUCAAACCCUUUAUACUGCAGCUAUGUGUCCAGAUUAACGAAGGAACAUCUCAUUUAAGGACACUCAGAACAGAGUAAGGGACACGUGAAGAAAUCUGCAUAAUGCCAAGCCUUCAGGUUCACAGAAUAUCUGCCUCUGAUUGACUCACGACUCAUGAUUAUGGCAGAAAUGCUCAUAUUCACAAUAAAACAUGAUUUGUUUUAGCCUGAGCGAGUGAGACUUAUGAUUUGUUUCCUCUUCGUCUUUUUGUUUCUUUAAUAUUGUGCUGAAUUUUGCCUCGAAGGCGUUCAAAUAACAUAAAAAAUAAAAAACACAUUUUCAAGAAAAAGUAGGAAAUUUAACGCAACACUUAGCACCGCACUCCUGAAACACACUUUAAGAUAUGUGGGAGCUCGGCUAACAGAUGUGGCACAUGCAUGCUAAGUCGCUGUUCUAUUAAACACACACGCACACACUGACACUCACAACCACCUGGGUGUUUCCUACUCAGACUCAGAUAAAAAUGCAUUUAACACAUAAAACUUAAAGAACAGUGUCAUGAUAAUCUGUGAUCAAGUUGCUGACAUAACCUUUUAACUCAUUCACUGCCAAUAACGAUAAAAGUCGUCAUUUAAAAUCCAACCGUUCACUGCCAGUGACAACUAAAGUCAUCAUUUGCGGGUUUUUUUUUUUUACUGUGGGGGCGUCGGAACGAGCCCCCGCACCGUGUGAACAAACAUCCCAGCUCUAAAGCCGAUCUUCAUCCGCUUACGUGAUCAGGAAGCAGAAAAUCCAUGUGUUAGUAGAUCGUUUUGGGCCGCUGCUGUAAAAAAAAGUGAGGCACAAACCGGAAAAGCUUCUGCCGAUCACAAUUCAACAACGAAUUACGAAAGCUCGGAAGGCGCAGAUUCUUCCUGAUGUAACAGGAGAGUCUACUCUUUGUUUAGUUUUGGCGUUGACAUCCACCCAGAGCACAACGUUCUGUGACUCUUAAAAAAAACUGUAAAAACGCUGAGAAACUCUGGCAGCGAAGGGCUCUACUGAUCAGGAAAUGACUGGCAGUGAAUGGGUCAAUCUUGUGAUUUUUUUUUUCAGGACAAAUGUAUGAAUAAAAUAAUUUUCAUUGCAGAUUUCUUCAUUUGGAGCGGUAGGAAAAUCCAAAAAGUAUUAACGAGUUCUGCCCCUGCACCUGUGCAUGCCCGUCGCUCUGUAAAGCCACGUUAAAAAAUGUAACCCAGUCCUUGCCAACACACCCGUGGUUUCCCUGCUGCUGCAGGCUUGACCGUCUGCAGCGAAACCGGUUUAUCAUCACUAAACGGCGCCGAGUGUCGGUCGACUGCUAUGUUCAAACCCGUUGUUUUAGAAGCAUGCAUUAAAAAAACAAUUCUAUUGCUAAUUAUUUUUUGCACCACUGUCCUAAAAGCAUGAUAUAUUUAAAGUGCCUCUUUGCACUUUGUGUAUAUAUUGUAGGUAAAAGAUAUUUUUUUCUUCAUCUUCCUUUUUUGGGGGGUUGUUUCAUGUCAGCGGCACUGGAAUGGUAUUUAGGUUUGUAGUUUCAUUACCGUGGCAUUUUUAAUGUAAUCAUGUAGAGGAAAGGGGGAAAAAAAUCAUCUAUGUCCCAAGUAAAACCAGAGUAGAGUUUGUAUAGAGAAAACCGUGUAAUUAAUUUCUUGUUUUCAUUUUUUAUUUUCUAAUUGCUGUUAACUAGCUGUUUGACUCACCUGUUACACAACAAUAUAUAAAUAUCUUUUAUUUUUUUGUAUCUAAUGUAAGCGUUUUGAAUGUUUGUUCCAUAAAGAUAUAUGCAGUGUGAAGUCAUUUUCAUUGUACAUACAUAAAUAUAUAAUUGUUCUGUUCAGUGGAAAUGGAAAAAUUUAUUGAAAUUGUAAUGGUCCCGAAACAAAAACAACAAAAAAAAACUGCAUGAAUAAAACAAGGAAUAGUGAGAAACGAGAAAAGGGAAGUUUGGGGUUUUAGAAGAGAGCCAACCUGAUGUUAUUAGGUUGAAAUUCUUGUUUUGAAGAUGAAGGAAAAGGUUCCAUUUGCCUUUGUGUAGGUUAGAGUGAGGACUUCAAAAUACAGCCAAGAAGUUAGAGUGCAAGAACAAACAUUCAUGGUAUCUAAUGCCUGUUAGAGCAACAAUCCUCAGGUGAUUUAUCAGAUUAUUUUUAUUAUUAAAAUAAAACUGGCUUUAGUCUCAGGCAUCUAUGUCUAACUGGUGCGUGUCCAUUUAAGCUGCCAGAAUCUACAUCCUCUCAUCCAGGCUCUGUUGCAUCAUCAGCAUCAUUCAAACCCCACUCAGUAAAAAACUGCCUUUUACCCCAAAUGCCUUCUUUUUUUCUUUUUUUUUUUUGCACACUGAAACUGCGUGUGCACACACACACACACACACACACACACACACACACACACACACACACACACACACACACACACACACCUGACGUUUUCUCAGCUAAAUGCAACAAAUGACAUGGAAAGAGCCAGAACAUCUACAAGCCAAUUUGUUUUUUUUAUUCUACUGAAAUGUGUCUUACUCUAAAAGUUCUAAAUGGAGGCGAUAGGCUUUCUCACUGCUGCCUGAAAUGGGUUUUCAUGAUCAUGCUUUUUAAGGCCUGCCCUCAAUGUGAAGCUGUUGUGAUCUCAACAUGAAGGCAGAGAGUAUGUGUGUGUGUGGGGGGGUGUAGGGGUGGAUACAAUACAUAAUUGGUGGUGGGGGGGGUAGAUGAAACAUGCUGUCUUUGGUUUAUAGUAUGCAAAAAAAAAAUAAGAGUCUGUUUCUACAUAUCAAUAAGUGUUGUACCUUUGGUGUACAUAUACAAGUAUAACUAAUAAAUGUUGAUUCAUAACUAAA